Molecule: messenger RNA, 4544 nt
Organism: Toxotes jaculatrix (banded archerfish)
Lineage: Eukaryota; Metazoa; Chordata; Actinopteri; Toxotidae
Gene: sox4b
Product: SRY-box transcription factor 4b
Exons: 1
Coding region: 610-1863 (417 amino acids)
Biological process (GO): anatomical structure morphogenesis; positive regulation of transcription by RNA polymerase II; cell differentiation
Molecular function (GO): RNA polymerase II cis-regulatory region sequence-specific DNA binding; DNA-binding transcription activator activity, RNA polymerase II-specific
Source: RefSeq, a predicted model, not a curated record
AGGGGGGCCGGGUCUGGAGGGCUGCUUGAAACUCGACUGCAGGUCUGCAGAUGGAAGGCGGACAGUGUAACUCGCUCUAGGUUUCUUUUUUUCCUCCCCAGCAUGCAUGGCUUUUGUUUCUAGGAGAGGGGACAGAGUUGAUGCAGAGAAAAGCACGUACUUUACACACUGUAGCCUACUUGGGAGUCCUUUGUAAGUGCCGGAGCGCACAGUGUGGCACCCAGUCUGCGCUCUGCAGCUGCACAGACUAUGUUCAGUCACCACACGGCUGAAUUGAUUUUAUAACACAGAAGGAAGAGACUGAGAGAGACUGAUAACAGAGUACACAAGUGGAGAGUGGGCUAUACUGUCCGUGUUGUUUUAACACCUACAGAACCUGGAAAUUAAACUUUUUUUUUUUUACACAUCCAGCCUUUUAAGGCUACUCUGGACUGAACUGUUACCGAGUUUACCGCACAUCUCAGGAGUGAAUUAUUUCUUGCGCUUUUUUUAUUUACUCAGCUCAAACUGUGAAGAGGGAGAAAAUAGCUGAGUUUGCUUUAAAGUGAAUCGGAGGACCAAGGAGAGAGGGAGAGAAGGAGCAAGUCCCUCUGUGUGUGACUGGGCAGCAUGGUGCAGAAAAUGAGCCACACAGAGAGCACCGCCGAGGCGCUGUCCUUUUUCGCCGGGGAUUCGAGCUCUGACUCCGGGGCGUGCAUGGACCUGGACCCGGCCGCCUCGCCUCUCUCCCCGGGCUCAACAUCAUCUUCGACCGCCGGAGACAAACUGGGAGACAACCCGGCGUGGUGUAAAACUCCAAGCGGCCACAUCAAGAGACCCAUGAACGCAUUUAUGGUGUGGUCACAGAUAGAGAGGAGAAAGAUCAUGGAGCAGUCUCCGGACAUGCACAACGCUGAGAUCUCCAAGAGGCUGGGGAAGCGGUGGAAGCUGCUCAGAGACAGCGACAAGAUCCCCUUUAUCAGAGAGGCGGAGCGGCUCAGGCUCAAGCACAUGGCGGACUAUCCCGACUACAAGUACCGGCCGAGGAAGAAGGUAAAAUCAAGCGCCUCUAAGCCUGGCAGUAACGACAAGGGAGAGAAACUCAACAGCAGCUCUAACAACACCAGCACUAAGACAUCCUCAUCUUCGAGGAAGAAUGGAUCCAAAUCACCCAGCAGCAGCAAACCCCACAAAUCACUUUUCGGGAGCAGCAGCAGUAGCACCAAAGCAUCACCGUUUGCCUCUGAGCACCCGUCAGAGCACCAUCACAACUCUCUCUACAAGUCGAAAUCUGUCUCCUCAGCAGCCAAGCAGAUACCGGAUGGCAAGAAGCCCAAGCGGGUGUACGUCUUCGGGAGUAGCGCGGCCAGCUUGAGCCCCACGUCCUCCGUCGUGGUCCCGGCCAGCCCGACGCUCAGCAGCUCGGCGGACUCCAGCGAUCCGCUCAGCCUGUACGAGGACGCGGCCAGCAGCAGGGAGGAGGGAGCCGACUCCCCAGGCAGCAGCAGCAGCAGCAGCAGCAGUAGCCUGGGCGGGUCUUCGGAGCGCCACGGCGGGCACACAUACAGCAGUCGGCGGGCUUCCUCACCGACUCCCUCCGGCUCUCACUCCUCUGCCUCGUCCCACUCGUCCUCCUCAUCCUCCUCGGAGGAUGAGGAGUUUGAGGACGACUUGCUCGAUAUUAACCCGAGCCCCAGCUUUGAUAGCAUGUCACUGGGGAGCUUUGGCUCCUCCGUGCUGGACAGGGACUUGGAUUUGAACUUUGAGUCCGGCUCCGGGGGCUCCCACUUCGAGUUCCCCGACUAUUGCACGCCCGAAGUCAGCGAGAUGAUCUCCGGGGACUGGCUGGAGUCCACCAUCUCCAACCUGGUGUUCACGUACUGAGUGAGCGAGAAAGCAAACCGCGACAGGUAGGCUCAUGACCUGCGAGCAAAAAUAUGACCACAAACAGAAACAGGGGUUCCUGGUACAGUGGGUGUAAUAGUUUGCGUUAUAGCUACACCAGACUAGUAAAGACCCACUGAAACUAGCCCCCGUCCCUUCUCGUCCAUAAAGGCAAGCGCUGCAAGUCCUUGGAAAGCUAAACUUUAAAGCGAAUAACUUGCUUUUUGUACUUUUCUGUGGAUGCGUGGACUGUGGGACUCGGUACAACCACGAAAGUGGAGGGAGUGCAAAACAAGGGGAGAGACAAGAAGAGACAGACAGGGUUUCCUGAUUGUGAAACGCUUCGUCCUGGACUGUUUUGAACUGAACAACUUAACUGUGAUUGAUUUGCACGUUAUGCGGUCCGCCGUUCACUUAAUCAAUGUUGUUGCUGAUUUUUAAAAAAAGGGACAUUUCACAACUUUUUGCCAAUCGCCAAGUGAACUUCACCACUAAAAAGGUACAGAAAUAGGACUGUCGUGCGACAUUUUUUAUUGUGGUGUGUCACCGAAAGGAUUUUUUUAAUGAAACCGAGGUGGGUUGAUGUUUUUUUUUUUUUUUUUUCGAACUCGGAUAUUUUCUCAAAAGCAAAAAACAUGUUAAGCAUGAUAGCCUACUUUGUUCCUAUCUUGUGCUGAGAUUUUCUGUAAGACUGUCGAGCAGUUAAAAACUAGUAUUAGGAUUAUUUAAAUGGAUAGGCGGCGCUCGCUUCGGUUCUUCUCUUUUACAAAAAAAAGGACAUGGAAAUAAUCACCAGCUGUUGUAAUUUUUCAAACUUCAGGAUUCAAACGCAACUUCAAAUCUGUGCUGAACUUUAUACACGUGUUCUCUACGAUUCAGGACCAAAAUUCUUUAAUGUUGAUUUCAGAUGAUAGUUAUAGAGAAAUCCUCACCGAUUUUUUUUCAUCCUCUGAGCUUUGUUUUGUACAUGUAUUCAGAUGCCAUUUUAUAUGGGAUGUUGUAUUUAUAUACUGGGCCAAGCGUUUUUGACUUGAUCAUUUUUUUAUUUCUUAUGUACAUGAUCUAAUCCUGUUUUUUUUUAUUUUUAUUUUUUUUUUUCUUACACGGUUGUUUGUCUGUGUCUGUCACAUUUCCUUCUCAGGCGAAGGGCUAGAGUUUUAAAAACACACAACUUUUGAUUUCUUUUUAUAUUUAAAUGUACACACUUUUGGACACUUAAAAGAGAGGAAACAGUUUGAUUAUUUUCUCAGUGUAUUUUUGUACAAAUCUAUAUAGAAAAUGGGGGAGUCAACAAUCGGUGUGUGUAGCCUACUAAUACAGCUGUAUUGGAUUUCCUAAUUUUUAAUACCCCGGCAGGCUGGUUUUCAUGCUGCCUUCAAGUGCCCAUGGCAAGCUCGUACAUGUUUAUUUUGUUGCCUGUUCAAAUUCUUUUAUAAGAACAGCCUGCAAAACAAACCUUGUAUCUCUAUGUUGCCUGUUGUUUAGUUUUAAAAAGUCAAGGCACCAACCUACCUUUUACUUAAGUGACCGAGCAGAGGAGAUAGGUAUAAAUCAGGUAAGUAAUUGGUGUUUUAAUUAACUAAUUUGGCAAAGUUUGUUUGACUUUUACCAGCAUAUACUGACAAGACCUCUUUGAUGUCCAAUCCCUGAACAUCCCGUGUUGUCAGUAAGGGCAUGAGAUACUUAACGACCCAGUGGGAGGGAUGUAAUUACGAUUUUUCCGGCAGCACUUGAAGGCAGCACCAGUCUUUGUAUCAGCCUACCUUCUACGUUUACAGUGCCAGUCUGCAGGCUCCUUAAAGACACAGGAUCGCAUUAUUUCUGGAGGCUAUUCCUGUGGACCCUGUGGGUUUAACAGCGUCACUAUCUUAAGCAGCCACUUGUUUUUGGAUUUCCUGUCAGAUAUCUUGCCUAUGACAACAAAUGAGGAGAUUGUAGCUUUAAAUUUGACUUAUUUCUUGAUGUUUUCAUUAAUUGAUGUCAAAUUUGCCAAUCAACCACUGGAUUGAACAGGCUAUCAGUAUAGCAAGCAAACAACAAGGACGAUAACAUCAAGCAUAUUCAAAUUUCUGACUUGAGUUCCGCAACACCUACUUGUACUGCGUUUCUCAUUGUAUUUGAAUAUAUAAUCUUUUCUACUUGUCGGCUAACUAUUAGCUAAUAAUUGUUUUAGUAUCUUUAUGGCAUGGUGAAUAGCAUUUGUAUUUCAGAUUCAGGUUAUUAGCUGUUGUGUUUUUCAGAAAAAAUGAGGAAAAAACGAUGAAACGUGAACUCGAUCUUUGUAUAUUUGACUGUAUCAUAAAGCAAAAAGAUUGUGUGUUUAUGUAUGUUGUUGCUAUCAAGGACAGGCACUGUCUAGAACUGCUAUCUUUUACACAUCCUUACUUACAUUUAAGGUGGUCAGUUCAGGACUCUUUUUUUAUAUAUAUAUGAAAGCAUUUUUAAAUAUAUUAACUUUAUUUUUCAUCCAUCCUGUGCAAUAUGCUGUGUAGAAUUAUCAUUUAUUGUCUCUAAUCAUGCCAUAAACAAAGGACCCACCCUUUUUUUGAGACUCAGAGAAAGGGAGGGGGGGAACUCAUGCCAGCUAAAUUGUGUCCAUUCACUGCCUGUCAGAUUGUUGAUAUAAACUUGUGUACAGAACUUUUUCAAGGAAGGAUAAUAAAUAUCAGCUGGAACUGAAA